AUGCCAAAACGCCCAAAACCCUUUUGAAAUGAUAAACCGCUGUCUUCAAUCCUAACGAUCCUUUUCUUCUUAACAUUCUCUACCUUAUCUUCUUCAACCUCUCCCUUCUUUCUACUGCAAAGCAAUGUCGAACGAAGAGGAACAACAACUCACUGAGUCACAAGACCCAGAAGAGAAUGAUGAAGAAGAAGAACAAGCACAACAACUUACUGAGUCGCAACAGCAAUACCCAGACUCCGACUCCGACUCCGACUACUCCUCCUCUUCCUCUGACGACUACAUCGAGGAAUCCGAUUCCGAAACCCUCACUUACACCCGACCCGGAGAGGCCCCACCUGAAACCGUAAACACCCCCGAAACCAACAUCCGCAGGUACACUCGGGUGCUGGAGAGCAAGAGAAUCAAGAGGAUCCAAGAGGAAGAAGACGAAGACUACGUUUACAUCGAAGACUUAUGGGAUUUUCCACCAGACCCCGAGAAUUGGCGGGAAGAGGAUUUGAAGGAGUAUUGGGUGGAUGCUCCGCUGGAGAUGACCAAACCCGGUUGGGACCCUGUUUGGGCUGAUGAGGAAGAUUGGGAAAUUGUUAGGGAUGAGAUUAAGGAGGGCCGGGACCCGGGGAUUGCCCCGUUUUAUGUUCCUUAUCGGAAGCCUUAUCCGGCGAUACCGGACAAUCAUUAUGAUAUUUCGAACCCCAAAGCAGUUAUUGAAGAGUUGGAUAGGAUUGAGGAGUUUCUCAAUUGGGUCAGCUACAUUUUCCCUGAUGGAAGCUCGUAUGAAGGCACGGUUUGGGAUGAUUUGGCUCAUGGCAAAGGUGUUUAUGUUGCAGAACAGGGGCUGGUCAGGUAUGAAGGUGAAUGGCUGCAAAACAACAUGGAAGGUCAUGGGGUUGUUGAAGUUGAUAUACCUGAUAUUGAACCUGUGCCAGGUUCCAAGCUUGAAGCAAAAAUGCGAGCUGAAGGGAAAAUAAUAUCAAGAGAUUUCAUGACUCCAGAAGAUAGAGAAUGGUUAGAGAUGGAUGUUGAGGAUAGCAUUCGCCUGGCGGAUGGGCAAUAUGAAAUACCAUUUUAUGAGAGUGAUAUAUGGAUCAAACAUUUUGGCAGAAAACCGGAGAAGGGUCGAUACCGUUAUGCUGGCCAGUGGAAGCAUGGCAGAAUGCAUGGGUGUGGUGUAUAUGAGGUCAAUGAGCGCACCAUCUAUGGUAGAUUCUAUUUUGGAGAGCUAUUGGAUGAUUUAGAUGGUUGCGAUGAGAACAUUUCAGCGAUGCAUGCUGGUAUUGCAGAGGUUGCUGCUGCUAAGGCUCGAAUGUUUGUUAAUAAGCCAGAUGGAAUGGUUAGGGAAGAGAGAGGUCCUUAUGGUGAUCCUCAACAUCCCUAUUUCUAUGAGGAGGAAGAUGUGUGGAUGGCACCAGGUUUUAUCAAUCAGUUCUACGAAGUUCCUGAUUAUUGGAAGACAUACGUGCAUGAAGUUGAUCAGGAAAGAGAAAUGUGGCUAAACUCAUUUUAUAAAGCUCCCCUUAGGUUACCAAUGCCUGCAGAGCUUGAAUAUUGGUGGUCGAAAGAUGAGACUCCUGAAUUUGUACUUAUCAACAAAGAACCGGAACCUGAUCCUGAAGAUCCGUCAAAGCUAAUAUAUACUGAAGACCCACUCAUUUUGCAUACCCCAACUGGACGAUUGAUCAAUUACAUUGAGGAUGAGGAACAUGGUGUCCGAUUAUUUUGGCAGCCACCUGUGAAAGAAGGUGAAGAGAUUGAUCCAAAGAAGGCUAAGUUCCUGCCCCUUGGAUUUGAUGAGUUCUAUGGACGGGAAGUGAUUCAAAAAAGGGAUAAUAUAUGGAAGCGUCUAAUAACGGCAAUAGAAAAUGCGUUGAAGCCAGGAUUUGAUAAACUAGAAAAGUGGACUGAAGAGAAGAAGAAGGCUGGUGAGUUGAAGAUGAAGCUUAUUGAAAAGGAACUUGAUCUUAUAGAGGCUGAACUGUGUUUAGAAGAGGCCAUUGAGGACAUGGAUGAAGAACUAAAGAAGAAAGAAAAAGAGGAGGAGAAGAAGAUGGAAAUGGGAUUGCUGGAGGAUGAAGAUACUUCUGUGGUGGCUAACCUAGAGGACAAAGCCAUUCCCAAAGAUGAUUUUGACAAAGUUGUGGAUGAAGAGGAAGACGGAGAGGAAGAGGAAGAGGAAGAGGAUGAUGAUGAUGAUGUUACACCUUCCAGUUUUGGAUCUGUUGCUGGCAAUCAGAAGGAAAAGAAGCCUAGGGAGCCUCCAUUCUCUUCAUCUUCAUUGUUGUUUGCUUCUUGCAGCCUUGUUUCAGUGGUUCCAUCUACAUUGCGAGAAUCUAUUUUAGCAUUGAAACAACGUAGAUUACCACUAAAAUCCCAUCCUUCAUCAAGUGUGGAAAGCGCCAGUGAUUCAUUGAAAACAACUGAUUCGGUCAGUUUCCCUUUGGUGCUACGCCACAAAGGAAGGUUGAGGGCAUUCAAGCAAGAUCAUCAGAAGUAUCAACCACAAAACCAAUAUAGUGGAAAGAAGUCUCAGUUACACUCCUUAUGUAAGAUCUUAUCAUGUCCUUCAACUACUACCAGAAGCCGUGUAAGACAACCUGAAAAUCUUAACCGUUAUGAGCUGCAUGCUGCACCAAAGAAAUAUUCAUACAGCAUCUUAUCUUUGCAUAUUCCGGUUUGUUAUUUGGAAUCAUACACGGAUACUAAAAGGCAUGGAGCCUCAUUGUAGGAACUUGAAUGAUUGCACCUACGAGGGUCAUUCUUUGUUGAGGUUGCAUUUGAUUGGGUUUUUGGCCAAUCUUAAUUUUAAAGUAUGCACUUAGAAAGAAAAAUAACGUCAAAGUUAAACAUUGAAAAAGCAUUUUGAGCAUUUUCUCCUAUACAAAGAAAAAGCCCAGAUGACAUAGUCCUUGGAUGCUUUCAUUCAGGUUUGGAGGGAAUGAUUAACCGGAAUUUCAUGUAAUUUUUGGCUUUGAUUAAUCGGAUAAUUUAUACUCGAAAAUUAUUUGGAAUUUAAAUUUUAUUCAAGUGAAUUUUUUA
Messenger RNA from Gossypium raimondii (Peruvian cotton), 3033 nucleotides. Its product is annotated as protein TIC 100. The transcript is spliced from 11 exons. Lineage: Eukaryota; Viridiplantae; Streptophyta; Magnoliopsida; Malvales; Malvaceae. Bases 125 to 2722 code for a protein of 865 amino acids. Gene Ontology annotation, cellular component: cytosol. The record is from RefSeq and is a predicted model, not a curated record.